This is a messenger RNA of Penicillium longicatenatum, 5664 nucleotides long. It is a transcript of the gene pkhB, whose product is annotated as putative sensor histidine kinase/response regulator. The coding region runs from base 1 to 5664 and encodes 1887 amino acids. Gene Ontology annotation, biological process: phosphorelay signal transduction system; protein autophosphorylation. Gene Ontology annotation, molecular function: histidine phosphotransfer kinase activity; phosphorelay sensor kinase activity; protein binding. The transcript has 3 exons. Lineage: Eukaryota; Fungi; Ascomycota; Eurotiomycetes; Eurotiales; Aspergillaceae. The record is from RefSeq and is a predicted model, not a curated record.
AUGGGGGACGUGCAUAACAGGAGGAGCCCUCCCUUCCCAUCGCCAACAGAGACUGUGUCGCCCGUUGCGGUAUCGCAACCUCCCCUCCUACAAGCCCCGCGGUCGCCGAAAUAUCCCCUGGACCAUGAUCAUGCAGGUAGAUCCAAGGAUGGACUUUUACUCGGGCUAGAUGGAUUAGCGAAGUCGACAACCCGCAAACCUCGUUUUUCGCGGGGCGAUUCUGCCGAGCAGGUUUCCAGCCUAACACCGAUCACAGAGGAUACACGAUCUAUCGGCGAGCGACAGGAAGACCAGGGUCGGAGUUCACAAACUUUGAAGGAGCUGCGAAGACAGAUGGAAGAGCUCCUUGUGUAUCAACAAAUGCAGCAACAACAGGCCCCAAACCAGGUCCCUUCUGGACAGUUGAACGAGCCUCCCAAGAAACGAUGCCUAUCCACCUCGUCUGUGACAGACCUGCCCAACGCGAUCGCGCAACCUUCAUCUGGCUCACUGGGCUCCGGAGGGACUAUCAAAGCCCCAUCCCCCAACCAAAGUGCUGUCCAAACACCUUGUUACCCCUUCCCCAGAGUACAAGACUCGAUGAAACCUAGCUCGGAGCAAGCAGGACGUGAUGGCCAGUUUCGCUUGAAACUUCCAUCCGAAAAGCUGAGGUCGUCAGGAUCCCAAUCACCAGAGGAGAAACCCACCCCCGUACAGCCUUCGUUUCCACCAAGCUUUCUACCAGCCCAAGCAACCGCUAUACCCGAUGAUCCAGAUUUUGCCACUCCCAAUUUGUACGAUUUGACGCUGAAGCUGAAUGCGGAUGCCGGGUUAGAUGGAUGGUGGUCGAACCUCGUUGAUAUUCUGCAAGCAAAUUACGGCGCCGAGCGGGUAUCACUUGCGGUUCCAGGCGAUGCGACAGAUCUAGAGAAUGUGCCAUGGGGUCAAAAGGCGAUAUUCAAUCAACAUGGUAGCCCAUCAGUAGAUGCUGGCCAGACACCAUAUUCGCAUGACUAUGUACCACCGGACACACCUGUCGUGCGGACUUUUAGCAACGAGACAAACCUGGCAUCGGAUGAGAUCUCGACCACUUUCUCGAGCUCUUCCGCGAAGGCUUCAUCUCGACCUCCCUUGUCUUCGCGUCAUUCUUUUGCCGGGUUUGGCCAUGGGAAAAAGCAGCCUCUGGACCAGGGUUCAUCCCAGCAACUGUUGAAGUCCAACAGCAUCAAAUUGGAGAAAAAGCAUGCUCGUAUUGCAGAUGAAUUCUCGGCCGAUAUUGCGCCAUGUUCGAGCAGUCAGCGUCCUCAACCACAAACCGAAGCGAGUGAGGCUCCGGACAACUUGACCCCUGUGCGACAGGCAGUGUUUCCUAUAUCAAGACCUUUGGAGGUUGAGUCAGACCCUCUCAUCAAACGUACUGGUGUAGUGAAGCUGUUUGGCCGAACAAGCCCUGUCAUCCUCACGCGAGAAUAUUCAGAGAGCUCAGCCCAUGUUUUUAGCAAGCUAGCCCGGAGUCCACUAGAGACCGUCCAAGUUACGCCAGGGACUGAACCGCCCAGGACUCAUGUAACUGCUCCAGCGGUUUCUUUGCAACAGGAACCUGCGACUAGCCUUGCUGCCUUGGGCCUACGACAAUAUGAUGAAUACGAGCAGGCCCCCCAGUCACCGUGGUCCCAAUCCCCUGCGCCUUCUCCAGCACCUCGCACACAUGCCGACCAAAACCCUUUCUUCACAAGUCAUGCAGUCGACGAAGGUGCAUUUGAGAAGAAUCCACCUGCCCAUGAUUACUCCAACACACGUCCGUUAGAGGCCAUUGGAGUCGACCACUCCAAGACCGUGAUUCACAUCCCUCUCUUACACCGGGGUCGCUCUGACCAACCCUCCUCGUCAACUUUAAUGUUUCCUGUGGCCGUUAUCUCCUUGCUGUCCACAAUUAUGCCAUACCCGCCCAACCUUCGUAGAUCCCUCACAGAUCUCAUGCCUCACUUAACGACCUCGUUUUGCUUGGCUCAGCAAUAUAGUCAACUCGAACGUCAACUGACGACAAAGGUGGAAAUUCCACGUUACGGUCAUUUAUUAGGUCUUGGUGGCACCUUCUCUGAUGCGAGCAGCGAGCUGGAACUCGUCGCAGGAUUGAGUGGCCAUGUCAGUUAUUCUGUUGGGGAUGAGGGCUCUGUAUCCGCCCGAGCAAGUGUCGCCAGUCCAAGUGACCGCUCGUCUACAAAGUUUAGCCCUGCUAUCUCAAGCUUUGGAACUCCUGGUUUUGAACUUGGCCACGCAGGACUGGGUUCAGCAGGUCUAUCCCCAGCAAUCACAGGACGCGACAUCACCGACAGUUAUUUCACUGCUCAGCAUCCCAAGCAUCCCCGUGAAAACGGAGCGCAAUAUCGACAACGGAUACCUAAAGCUAAGAUGAAGCCUGCCGAAUCAACUCCGACUUCUCCCGGGAAAUUCACUGGAAGCGCAUCCAAUAUUGAAGAAACCAAUCCCCAAGAUCCGAGCCUUUCUAUGACAUCUCAAAUGCAAGAUAUGAGACCGCCAUCACUGGUCUCUCCGACGCAACCAUCGUCGCGACAAGCAUCGACAAAUUCAUUUUAUGCUCAGCUGCAACGUGAACUACCCCGUCCUUUUUCUGACACUAUAGCACAGCUGAUGCUCAAUUCGAUUCCACUUCAUCUCUUCCUGGCCAAACCCCAGAGCGGCGAAGUGAUAUGGACCAACUCUAAAUUUGAUGCGUUCCGGAGGAGCAAGCCCCAGGAACAGAGGUUGCGAGAUCCUUGGCAAAAUAUUCACAGCAGUGAGCGAGAUCAUGUUUUUAGUGAAUGGGAAAAUGCUUUGCGAACAGGCUCCCAGUUCACUGAAAGAGUACGCGUGAGACGGUUCAACGAUGAGGGUGCGUAUCGCUGGUUCAUCUUUCGAGCAAACCCGUUGCUGUCUUCAACCGGAGAAGUUCUUUACUGGAUCGGCUCUUUCCUUGACAUCCAUGAGCAGCAUUCUGCUGAGCUAGUAGCCGCUCAGGAGAGGGAGAAGUUUGCCACUGAUGCCAAAUACCGGGCAUUCUCGAAUUCAAUCCCCCAAGUUGUAUUUGAGGCGACUGAAAACCGUGGCCUGAUAUUUGUUAAUGAACAAUGGAACUUGUACACCGGACAGCCGCUCGAGGAGGCUCUCGAUCUGGGAUUUGCCAAGCAUGUUCAUCCAGAUGAUUUGGAGAAAUGUGGCGGACUCUCCUCAAACACGCGACGUAAUACCCAUGGAUCCGCUGAGAGAAACAAAUCUGCAGAUGGAGGAAGCGGCCAUGCUUCCGAAGUGCACGGUGUUUCAUCCGCACUGGACGAACUUGUGAGGCGUGGCGUUGCAUCUUUGCAGAAAGAUGAAAAUGGACGUGUCUUUUAUUCCACUGAAAUUCGACUUCGGUCCCGAGGAGGUGAUUUCCGAUGGCAUUUGGUUCGCUUGGUUCUUGUUGAAACAAGCAGCUUCGGCAGUGAAGAAGCCUCGUGGUACGGCACUUGUACUGACAUAAAUGACCGCAAAAACCUUGAGCGUCAACUCAAUAAGACAAUGGAGUCUAAGACAAAGUUCUUCAGUAACAUGUCACACGAGAUCAGAACCCCUCUUAACGGAAUUCUUGGUACCAUCCCAUUCAUCCUUGAUACGCAGCUUGACAGCGACCAGAGGAGAAUGCUGGAUACCAUCCAGAACAGCUCUAUCAAUCUUCGUGAAUUGGUGGACAAUAUUUUGGAUGUUUCUCGUGUUGAGGCCGGCAAGAUGUCUCUAGUCAGCUCUUGGUUCCAUGUCCGAUCCAUGAUUGAGGAUGUGAUUGACACUAUCGCUUCCCGAGCCAUUGAUAAAGGUCUCGAGAUCAAUUACCUGAUGGCUCAAGAUGUGCCAUCAAUGGUUAUCGGUGAUCGAUUCCGUAUCCGCCAAGUCCUCAUCAAUCUUGUCGGCAAUGCGGUCAAGUUUACCGCUCAGGGCGAAAUCUAUAUCUGCUGUAAUCUCAGUCAUGACGCGUCGCUCAACAUUGAACCCACUGAGACUUUCUUGGAAUUUGAUGUUGUAGAUACCGGCAAAGGUUUCAGCCAGACUGAUGCGGACCGUCUCAUGCAAAGAUUUAGUCAAUUGGGAGAGAAUGGGUCACAGCAAAAUGCUGGAAGUGGACUCGGAUUGUUCCUGUCCAAGCAGCUUGUUGAAAUGCAUGGCGGCAAGCUCACGCCCAGCAGUAUGGAAGGCAAAGGAGCCAAAUUCUCCUUUAACGUCAAGGUUGAUGCUCCCUCUCCUCCAUCACCUUCUGAGAGACCCAAUUUACUCCGCCAAGCCUCGACUGCCUCUAGAAGACCAGUGACAUCUAGGACAACAUCUUACGAUCAAUAUGCACUGUCCCCGCUGCGGAACUUUGAUCCUAAGUUACAGGAUCCGUCCACUCUCUCCCCGGGGCUUGAUUCUCCUGCAUCAUGGUCUCACUCACCCACCUUUAGCAACACUGGCGCAAGCUCUGACACCAAGGGCGUGAACUUGCAGUCGUCGACCUAUUCUGCUCCCCCAACUCCGGAUAUUUUUACUGCUCAGUCACCAACAUUGAACUUGCCAAAAACCGAGGGACAUGCGCAUACAAACCCGCAACAAUCCAGCACAGAAAGUUUAGAUGGUUCUGUAACAAACCCUCCCGUUCGUUCGACUCCACCAGUCAGCAUUUCUGAAGCUCCUACCAAAGUGUCCACAACGGCUGGAGUUGCUCCGCAAGGUUCUAUUUCGAUUUUUAUCCUAUGUCCCCUUGACAAUACACGGCGAUCGACAAAGCAACACAUCCAGCAAGUUGUACCACACGAGGUUCCUUACAAGAUCACUACUUUGUCGGAUGUUGAUGAGUGGAAGGACAUGACGCAAUCGGGCUCCAAUGUGCCUUGCACCCAUCUGGUUCUCAAUCUGCCUGCGACCGAUGACAUUUUGGAGGUUAUCCAACAUGUGUCCGAGUGUGAGCCCAACAAUGCUCCUGUGAUCGUGAUCAUCUCAGAUUUGUACCAGAAACGUCAGAUCAGUACUCGCGUCAAAGAGCUGGCUACCUCGGGAAAGAAGGUCUUCAUCGUGCCGAAGCCUGUCAAGCCCUCUGCUUUCUCGACCAUCUUCGAUCCCGAGAGCAAACGCGAGCUGAGCAAGGAUCGCAAUCAGGAUAUGGCUCGCGAAAUCAACAACAACUUCAAAUCCAUGUCCAAGAUGGUCAAGGAACAGCUUGGAAACAAGGGGUAUCGCAUCUUACUCGUUGAAGAUGACGAGACCAACCGUGAUGUUAUGCUGAAAUACCUUGACAAAAUCAAGCUGAUGUCGGAGACUGCAUCCAAUGGCCAAGAGGCUAUCGAUAUGGUCUUCUCCAAAGAGCCGGGCUACUUCUCUCUCAUUAUUUGUGAUAUUCAAAUGCCCAUCAAGAACGGAUACGAUACCUGUCGAGACAUCCGUGCCUGGGAGCAAAAGAACCACUACCCCCAGAUUCCGAUCAUGGCUCUGUCAGCCAAUGCGAUGACAGAACAAAUCGAGAAUGCCGCACGUGCGGGCUUCAAUGACUAUGUCACUAAGCCCAUCAAGCAUAACGAACUGGGCAAAAUGAUGAUGGGACUUCUCAACAGCCAUCAACCACUUCUCCUUCUUCGAGAUCGGUUGCAUCCUGGCAAUCCACAAACCACUACUCGCCGUUAG